This is a messenger RNA of Haliaeetus leucocephalus (bald eagle), 606 nucleotides long. RefSeq names its product chromosome unknown open reading frame, human C6orf136. The transcript is spliced from 6 exons. The coding region runs from base 1 to 555 and encodes 184 amino acids. The record is from RefSeq and is a predicted model, not a curated record. NCBI's taxonomy places the organism in Eukaryota, Metazoa, Chordata, Aves, Accipitriformes, Accipitridae.
AUGUACCGGCACGGCCGGGCCGAGCACUUGGCUGUCAUGCACCAGAAGCUGCAGCACGAGCUCCCCAAUUUCUUCCUGAAAAUCCCCGACUAUGGCCUCUACUCCCCUGACGUCGAAUUCAUCAACCACCUCCUGCACCUCCACACGCGCGGGCGGCCGAUGUACCAGGUGGCGGUGGCCUUGUGCCGGGCGGUGGCCUGGGGUUACUUCGCCAGCCUGCGGCUGGAGGUGCUGGCGCUCACCCGGCACCCCGAGGACUGGAGCAUCCGGGCGCGUUGGCGCCUGACGGGGCUGCCCCUCCACCUCUGCCUCCUGCGCUUCUACCGACGGGACAAACGCCACCUCCUGCGGUCCUACGACGCCUUCUCCACCUUCUUCCUCAACUCGCAGGGGCUCAUCCGCUGCCACCGCGUGGACAAGCUGAUGCCAGCCCCCACGGCCGUGACCGAGGCCAAGAAGCUGCUGGUGGCAGCGGCGGUGGCAGUGGCACUGGCCGAACCGGGACCGGCCUUACGCCUCGCCCUGAAGCCCUCUGCCACCUCAGGGGACACCUGAGUCCCCAAAUCCCUGUCCCCUUCCCCCCUUAACUUAAUGUACAGAAUAAAA